Messenger RNA from Porites lobata, 504 nucleotides. Lineage: Eukaryota; Metazoa; Cnidaria; Anthozoa; Scleractinia; Poritidae. The record is from the annotation of a GenBank genome assembly.
AUGAAAGUCUCCGCUAAAUCUUGCAAUUCCCAAGAGAAAGAUGAUUGUAGCCAGUCAACUAUCGCAUUGGUUGGAAAGAUUUGUGGAGGUGUCUUCAUCUUAUUUUUUGUUGUCAGUGGAGCUGCUGUAAUAGCUUGCAACAAAAGACACAGGCCUGAAAGCAACUCAAUAGAUGUAGUUGUCUCCGAGAUUCCCAUGGAAGAUUUGGAAAAAUCUCCAGCUCCAAUCCUUCCGUAUAAUCAUAUUCCUCAUCGUCCUGUAUGUGCUGAAGCCUGUUCUACAGAUUUGCCUGACUACUUUAUUGCGAUUUCAAAUGUUCCGAACGUUUCUCCACACUUAAGACUGAGAGGAUUUUGGACGGAAGACAUUGAUAACUCGGAUGAUGAAAAUGACCCGCCACCAUGUUAUGAGCAAGCGCUUAUAAUGUAUGGUUUGAUAUCAAUCGAGUCCGCCGAGCUUGAAGAUCAGCAUCAACAAGGAAAUAGUGAAGAUACAAGACUAUAG